AUUUUCAAUGUGAAUGCCGGCGCCGGGCGGUUCGCAUCAUGCUUUGCGCAGCUUUUUCCCGUGUUAUUCGCCGUGUCAACACCCUUUCAAACGAGUAAUUAGUUCGCGUAUAGGUUGCUAAUGCAGUUUCGUCUUGUUUUUUUCUGUUAGUCACAUUUGCAAAGGUGUCGCACGAUACAGCAAAAGCACGAAUAAUGGCGAGAGCAAGCUUUGCACGCUUUGCUGGACGAGCACUUGUUUGUCUCCGGGGAGCGAGGAAUGUCGCAUCAUUGACAGGUGACUCCACAAGGUUGCACAUGUUGUUCUCCUUACAAGGUCCGUACUUGUGGCCUUGUGUUCACACGACGUCCCGCAGCUUGUCGUCGCUGCCAGUGAAAACGAGACUCACAAGGAAGAAGCCUGCUCCUGAAACUCCAGUGAGUUCACUGACGGCCGUGGCAUACAGCACAGCCGAAGAGUACGAUCUGACGUCCAUCUUGAACGCACUGAAAAAGCAAGGCCUGUACAAGGAAAAGGUCAUCUCUGAAGACUUGGACGAUGUUCUCUAUGCUUCUGCCAAGUAUCAAGUGAGCGAAGAGCCGAGAGAGCUUUUCAUCUUUAGGGAAGGAUCAGUUGUCUUUUGGAAUUUCCCAGAAAUAGAGAGGAAAGCUGUGCUGAAGUUUCUGAAACCGCACGAGGAACACUCUUACAGCCCAUCGCUUGUAAAUCAGGAGGUCGAAGCUUUGGAAUUUGUAUACCACGAAAACAAGACGAGAUUUCAUGAUGGCAACAUCUACCUCAGCACAGAUGGGGAGAGUGACCUAGAGAAGUACACGUUUUCGAGCGGGCUUGCUCUUUCCGUAAAACUGGCCAUCUGGGAGGCAUCGUUGGAUAGUUAUGUGAAGAGUAUCGAGGACAUCAUUGAGGACAUGAAGCAAGGCAGAACAAUUAGGAUGACUAGGGAACAGGUUUUUCGGAAGACUGGAGAGCUGUUCUCUCUAAGGCACCUGAUCAACCUGAGCUCUGACCUUCUGGACACUCCAGAUUUCUACUGGGACCGGCCAACUUUGGAAAGCCUGUACCUGAAAGUCAUCAAGUACAUGAACAUUAACAGGCGGACAAAGGUCAUGAAUGAGAAGUUGACACAUUGUUGCGAGCUGAUGGACUUGCUGAGCCACCACCUGGAGGACAAGCACCACGUUCGGCUAGAAGUCAUGAUCAUCGUGCUCAUUAUGGUCGAGGUGCUGUUUGAGUGUGUCCACUACGCUUCCAAAUUCAUGUAGGCACUCUUUAUCUAAUUGUAGCUGUAUGAUCGCAUUUGCCCCCCCCCCCUCCCUUAUUUUUAUCUCUAGUUUUGUCUCGCAGCAAGUGGUUAUAGCAGUAACUUUCACAUGGUGAACCUAUUUUUGGAGCCUAUUCUCCAAUUUUUGUUAUAUUUGCUUGUUUUAUCUUGUCUAUCUUUUGUCUUCUCACGUGUUGGCAGUUAUCUAUCCCUGCAAGCCAUUAAUUGUGCUUAAUAAUGGUUGAAUUUCCGCAGGGAAGCAUUUCUGGCCGCUGUGACAUAGGCAGCGUGCUAUUUUGCUUUAUAUAUAAAAAAAAAAACCAGGGCUACCAGAUUUCGUGCAUUUUUCGCAGUGUGAUGCCUUGUCUAAUUUACAUGUUCUUGCAGUGGAACAGAUUGUAGUAAUGGAACCAGAAAUUGCCCGUUUUUUUUCCACCGUGUCAAUAUUCAAUUUAGCUCCGCCUUUUGAAGCUAUACAAUCUUUGAACCAAUUGCGAGUGAAGUUCGCCUACAAAUUAGGGGUUGCCCGCAUUUGUGGCACUGAGCUCCGCAGAGGUGAGCAAUGCGUUUUCAUCCGAGAUAAGCCGAGAGGUCGGCCGGAUGCGCGAAGCUUGCAGGUUAACAGAUAUGCCCCCUCUAUGAACGUCACCAAGUUUAUGAUGGUCAUGGUGGUAAUGUUUUUCAACUUCAGCAGAUGCCUCUGUUCAGGAUUUUGGCAACGGUGAGCCUUGAAUUUACCAAAGGCAUUUUUAUGUUUACCGUGGUGUACUAUACUAAAGCUGGGAAAAUGUUGGAUUAGCUCGCAAUGUGUAGUUUGUUUACAAGUACGUAGGAAAUGUUAUAUUUUUGGCCAUAUGUCGGCUGUACAGGCAUUUUACCUUUCUGUGACUUCUGUAUAGUAUAUUGUUAAAAUAAGGCGUGUCCUAUAUGUUUGUUGUCAUGCUAGUACUUUGUAUUGCACUUUUUUUACACUAGUACUGAUGGUGCGUGCCCACUUUCUAUGUCUUAUGUGCGAGAGAUACAACUUUUGUACCAUUCUUUUAGGCCUUCUACAAGCACCAAGAGUGGGCAGAGUAAGGACGCUCUUUCUUUCCCUUAUGUAUGUGCAGACGUUUGUAACGAAUGUUCGAAGGGUGCCCACACAGCGUGCGGGGACCCUCAAUAAAGUUUUGUACUAUAGCA
This is a messenger RNA of Rhipicephalus sanguineus (brown dog tick), 2443 nucleotides long. RefSeq names its product required for meiotic nuclear division protein 1 homolog. Bases 195 to 1262 code for a protein of 355 amino acids. The record is from RefSeq and is a predicted model, not a curated record. Gene Ontology annotation, biological process: positive regulation of mitochondrial translation. The transcript has 12 exons. Lineage: Eukaryota; Metazoa; Arthropoda; Arachnida; Ixodida; Ixodidae.